GUGGUUGGCAAAUUACAUUGACAUUUCGAAAUGUAUUUAUUCCGAAAGCUAUUGCUAAUUUCAUUGAUCUCACUGUCAGGUGUAAUAGGUGAGAAUACUGAAUGCGCCCUCUCAAAGAUCAAGGACACGGAAUGCGGAGGACAUUGCUAUAAAAUAGUCAAGCCUCUGCUGGAAUAUGCUGCCUCGAUUCGGUCGAAAGAGAGCCAGUUCAACGAAUUAACGACUCAGAUUAUGCGACUCGAAGCAAUUAUUGAAUCUUUGGAGCGUCAACUUGCAUUAAGCCAGUCUAAUCAAAAAAAUUGCUUGACUAAAGAGCAAAUGCUCGCCACUAACCAGACUCUGAUGGCAAAGGUCCAAAAAAUAGAAGAUCGACUUAACACGGAAUUGAAAAACAUAGUUUCUGAAAUGCAGAAAAUGAAAUCCCAAGAAGUUUCUACUACGCCUAAGCCUAAAGAGCUUGAAAAGCCAGUGGAAACCAAAAUGACCUUCCCUUCAAGCUGCAAAGGAAAACAGACAGAGAUAUUAGAAAUACAAGUUUCUGGCUCGAACCCUUUUCAGGUGUCCUGUGAUUCGACUCUGGCUGGCUCCGGCUGGUUAGUUAUACAGCGUCGCCAAGAUGGCUCCGAGAACUUCAACAGGAAUAUGCAAACUUAUCGAACGGGCUUUGGAAAUUUGAACAACGAAUUUUUCAUCGGUCUCGAUAAGCUUUACAUGCUGACGAGUUCCAAGCAACACGAGUUGUAUAUAUACCUAAAGAAUUUUCGAAACGAAGUUCGAUAUGCUCUAUAUAGUAGCUUCAGAAUCGGCGGAGUCGAGGAAAACUUCAAGCUGAAAGCACUGGGCGAAUACUCUGGAAAUGCAGGCAAUGCAAUGAUAUAUUAUCUCAAUAUGGAAUUCUCAACGCCAGAUGAAGAUCACGAUAUUGAUCCUGCUAGGAAUUGCGCAAAUUGGUAUAGGUCUGGUUGGUGGUACAAAACCUGCCAUCACAGUCAUCUCAAUGGAAUAUACCGAACCGCGGAACAAUCGCAAAGUGUUGGCAUUACUUGGAAGAAAUGGCACACAACUUCAUUGAAAUUUGUACAAAUGAUGAUCAGGCCAAUAAAUUAACUUGUUCCAGGCAAAUUAAAAUUUUGGUAAGUUGCUUAGAGUGAACAAAAAGUUGUUUUA
This is a messenger RNA of Drosophila hydei, 1167 nucleotides long. RefSeq names its product angiopoietin-related protein 1-like. The record is from RefSeq and is a predicted model, not a curated record. The transcript has 3 exons. Bases 31 to 1107 code for a protein of 358 amino acids. NCBI's taxonomy places the organism in Eukaryota, Metazoa, Arthropoda, Insecta, Diptera, Drosophilidae.